Messenger RNA from Phycomyces blakesleeanus NRRL 1555(-), 690 nucleotides. Its product is annotated as apses-type HTH transcription regulator. The transcript is spliced from 3 exons. Gene Ontology annotation, molecular function: sequence-specific DNA binding; DNA-binding transcription factor activity. Gene Ontology annotation, cellular component: nucleus. The record is from RefSeq and is a predicted model, not a curated record. Lineage: Eukaryota; Fungi; Mucoromycota; Mucoromycetes; Mucorales; Phycomycetaceae. Bases 1 to 690 code for a protein of 229 amino acids. Gene Ontology annotation, biological process: positive regulation of transcription by RNA polymerase II.
AUGAAUUUCAUUCCAAUCUUACCAGCACCUCCAUUACCAAUAAAACUGGCAUCUAAACCUCCAGUCAUUCCAUUCUCUAAUCAUCUUUCUCAGUGGUCUGAACGUCCUCGGUUUACUACGGUUGAAUGGGUUGCUGAGCACACAAUGUGCUAUCAAGUUAAUGUCAAUGGAACUUGUGUCACUCGUCGUCAAGAUAACAACAUGAUCAAUGGAACAAAACUAUUGAACAUGACUAAAAUAUCACGUGGAAAGCGAGAUGGAAUCUUGAAGGUUGAAAAAGAUAGAAUGGUUAUCAAGGCUGGAAUAAUAGAUUUCAGAGGUGUCUGGAUAACAUUUAAAAGAGCCAAGCAGUUGGCAUCUCAGUAUGGCUUGAUAGAUACAUUGUAUCCUUUACUUGAGGACUUUCUUACCAUACAUGCUCCUAGCGAAAACUCACAAACAUGGACUGAUGAUCACUCAAACAUCUCACUUGGCUUGAACCUAAUUCCUUCAAGUGAAUUCGACUCCCAGUCUUUUGCUUAUGAUAUGGUCGAGUCUGAUGCGUUUAUACAAGCCGAUAAGUCCUACCGAGGAAAAAUGGUACCUCAUCUUAGCCAUCAAUGGCUUUCUGAAGACCCAUUACCUUUUCACGGACAACAUUCUCGAGCCCACUUUACCUAUGCGUUUUCUUUUAUAAAUGGACCUCUCUGA